AUGGGUAUUAUUAAUUCGACAGCAAAAUAUAAUGAUUCGAAUACAUCUAACAUAAAAUGCAAUUAUCGAUUUCCAACAAUUUGUAAUGCUCGAUCAUCAGUAUUAUUAUGUAAGAGAAAAACUAAUUAUAUUGACUUUUGUGAAUUUUACAAUAAGCAACGUUUGUGUAUGAAAAAAAAAGUUCUUAUUUUGGGUUUGGAUGGAGUAGGCAAAACAGAUUUAUUUACUCGAUUAACAUGUGAUACUAGACAAUCAUCAAAGCUCAAAUCUCUUCCUCAACCAACAAUCGGAUACAAUGUUGAAACAAUAAAACUUCAUAGUCGUCAUUUCUGCCAUCGCCGUUGUCACAAAAUUACAUUAUGGGAUUGUGGUGGUCAAUCUUCUCUUCGAUCAUUAUGGUCUUAUCAUUUUUCAAAUACUUCUCUUCUUCUUUGGUUAAUUAAUGCAAAUGAUCGUUCAAGAUUAGAUACUAAUCUUCAUUUACUUUCACAAAUCCUUACAAAUCGAUUACUUUAUCGAGUUCCAGUUCUUAUUGUUGUAUAUCAUAAUGUUUUUGGUUCACAAGAUGAUAAAAUAUUCGACAAAAAUAAUAAUGAAAAUUUAUUAACUAACCUAGAAGUAGCUUUUCAUUUCUUAACUACACUUACAACUUCUCGUGCUAGUACAUUCAAAUGGCAAGUUAUUAGUGUCAAUUUGAAUGAUAAUUCUGAUGAAGAUCUUAAAAAAAUUCGACAAUCGUUUAAAGAACUGAUGGAAUUAUAA
Messenger RNA from Rotaria sp. Silwood2, 762 nucleotides. The record is from the annotation of a GenBank genome assembly. Lineage: Eukaryota; Metazoa; Rotifera; Eurotatoria; Philodinida; Philodinidae.